Phragmites australis (common reed) is the source of this 1575-nucleotide messenger RNA. Its product is annotated as E3 ubiquitin-protein ligase SP1-like. The transcript is spliced from 11 exons. Gene Ontology annotation, molecular function: ubiquitin-protein transferase activity. Bases 114 to 1145 code for a protein of 343 amino acids. Lineage: Eukaryota; Viridiplantae; Streptophyta; Magnoliopsida; Poales; Poaceae. The record is from RefSeq and is a predicted model, not a curated record. Gene Ontology annotation, biological process: protein ubiquitination; organelle organization.
UCCCGUAACGCUGCCGACCUGCCGUGAUAAAAAAGAAAAAAAAAGGCAGCGAGCGAAUCUGCGCCUCCAUUCCCGCGCAGCAAUCUCGUGUUCGUCCGUCGAUUCGCCACGAGAUGAUGAUCCCCUGGGGCGGGGUGGGGUGCUGCCUCAGCGCCGCGGCGCUGUAUCUCCUCGGGAGGAGGAGCGGAAGGGAUGCGGAGGUGCUGCGGUCGGUGGCGAAGGCUGGCAGCAUGAAGGAUUUAGCUGCUAUCUUGGACACUGCAAGUAAAGUCCUGCCACUUGUAGUUGCUGUUUCUGGACGAGUUGGUUCAGACACGCCACUUAUAUGCCAACAAAGUGGCAUGAGAGGUGUGAUCAUUGAGGAAACGGCAGAACAACACUUCCUGAAGCACAACGAUGCUGGAUCCUGGAUUCAAGAUUCUGCAGUGAUGCUUUCUGUUAGCAAAGAGGUUCCAUGGUAUCUGGAUGAUGGUACUGGACGUGUCUAUGUGGUCGGUGCUCAUGCUGCAGCCAGUUUAAUUUUAAGUGUUGCCAGUGAGGUUUUUGAGGAGUCAGGGCGAACACUUGUACGCGGAACUCUAGAUUAUUUACAAGGACUGAAGAUGCUUGGAGUAAAGCGAACUGAAAGGGUUCUUCCAACUGGAACCUCAUUGACGGUUGUUGGUGAGGCCAUUAAAGAUGAUGAUGGAAUUAUUCGAAUUCAGCAGCCGCACAAAGGGCCAUUUUAUGUUUCGCCAAAAAGCAUUGAUCAACUUAUCAUGAAUCUUGGAAAAUGGGCCCAGUUAUACCGGCUUGCUUCCAUGGGCUUUGCAGCAUUUGGUGUCUUCCUUCUUGCAAAGCGUGCACUACAGCAUUUUCUGGAAAGAAAGCACCGGCUUGAACUGCAGAAAAGGGUUCUUCAUGCAGCAGCACAAAGGCAAGCUAGAGAAGCUGAAGGGGCGAAUGGUAAAUCAGACACAGAGCCUAACAGUAAAAAAGAUCAAUUAACGCCGGACAUAUGUGUCAUAUGCCUAGAGCAAGAGUACAAUGCUGUUUUUGUGCCGUGUGGCCACAUGUGUUGCUGUAUGGCCUGCUCUUCACAUUUAACAAACUGCCCACUUUGCCGGAGAAGAAUCGACCAAGUAGUCAGAACUUUCCGCCAUUGACAGUAAUAUAUGAUGCAAAAACUGGCAUCCUACCACCAUGGUGAACUGCUUCUUUCGGAACCAGUUGGUUCUUAAAAUGCUGGCUGCUGUCAGCCAAGGACAUGAACUGCGAUGCUGGGCUGAAGCUGGUUCAAGGAGUUCGCUUUACUAACUGAACAGUGAGUGAUGCAAACUCAUAAUUGGCGGUUAACAUACUCUCCAGAUAGUGUCAAUCGGUGCUCUUGCCUGUAAUGUACGAUCGUGUACAAAAUGUUCUUGUGUAAAUCCGCAUAGACUAACAGCAUCGACAACAUGGAUGCUAGUGAUGUCUGUUGCUGCCCAAUGGACAUUUGCGCAAAGGAAUAAUGAAGUUUCUUCACUUUUGUAAAUGAAUCCAUUUUGCUGAUUAAUGCAAUUGAGACGCCAUCUCUUGAUGGUUUGUGUGCUCAAA